Cyphellophora attinorum is the source of this 1143-nucleotide messenger RNA. RefSeq lists its product as uncharacterized. Lineage: Eukaryota; Fungi; Ascomycota; Eurotiomycetes; Chaetothyriales; Cyphellophoraceae. The record is from RefSeq and is a predicted model, not a curated record. The coding region runs from base 1 to 1143 and encodes 380 amino acids. The transcript is spliced from 2 exons.
AUGUCUUCAAUCAACAGCAUCAGCGCGCUGCUUUUCUGGUGUCUCGCCAUCACCCCAGCCUUUGCACGCCUCUCAUAUCCCAAGCCCCGGCAAGCCGCCAGCGAUCUGACACCCAUCAUGUUCUCCGAGCCGCUCCUCGAGCCAAACAUCAUUGCUACCUUCGACAAUGGCAUAUGGAUCGAGAACCUAGCCGCUCGCUCAACAGAUGGCAACUUCGUCGGCACCGUACUCUCCAAGCCACAGGUCUACCUGAUCUCCUACGACAGUAAAUUUGACCCGGUCAUCGUGGCUGAAUUUCCCGAGUACACCGCCUGCCUAGGCAUAGUCGAGCUCGGUCUCGACGUCUUCUACGCCGUUAUCGGCAACUUUUCCACCAAAACCUUCACCUCUACACAAGGCAGCUACUCUAUCUGGGAGAUCAACCUGAACGGCCUCGAGCUCGAGCACGACAGCGAAGGCCACUGGUCUGACUGGAAACGCGGCACCCAAGCGCAACUCAAGAAAGUCGCAGACCUCCCUGAUGCGGGCCUCGCCAACGGCCUGACAGUCCUCAACCCCACACUCGGCAUCCUCCUGGUCGCAGAUUCAAUCAACGGCAUCGUCUGGUCCGUCAACGUCCGCACGGGCGACGUAGCCAGCGCGAUCAAAGACGCCACCAUGGCCCCCCAACCCGACCUCUCCGGCGGCCUCCCCCUCGGCAUCAACGGCCUCGUCGCCAGUAACGGCUACCUCUACUACGACAACACAAACACAGUCACCUUCUACCGUAGCCCCAUCAACUCCACCACGGGUGCAGCCACUGGCCCUGCGGAGCUGCUCAUCGAUCAGGAGUUCGCAAACAUCUUCCCGGACGACUUCACGCUUGACUUUGCCGGUAACGCGUGGCUGGCAUGUGAGUAUGGGCAUGUUGCGUUCUUCGACAGUGUGACCAAUGGCGAGAAGCAUAAUAUUACUGCGGUGGCGGGAAACUCGACGGGGCUGCCGCAUGGGUUGACAAGCGCGAAGUUUGGGAUUACGAGUUUGGAUCUGGAGCGUGGGAGUCUGUACGUGAGUACGAAUGGCGAUCCGUUCUCGUAUGGGUCGGACGAGCCGGCGAAGGGGCAGUUGGUGAGGUAUGAUACGGCGGUUUUGGGGUACUACUAA